GCUUAUCAUACUGGACUGGUUAGAAAAGCAAAAGAGAAACACAUUUACUGCAGUCUGGGUGCUUCUACUCUAAUGGACUUGGUGCAGAGCCUCUAUGUUGCUCGCUCAGAUAGCUACUUCUUGACACCCUGGCUGUCAGAUGAUGAUGAGCUAAAUAUAAAUACGCGCUUUCUUCACUGCAAGAAGCUGGAAUAUUUUGACGUUCAAUCCCCUCCGUGGAAACAAGCUGCUUACUCACUGCUGCUGCUGCAGUAUGAGUCACCCAGGAAUAUUCUUAGCACAGCCAGAUGACAAUGGGCUCCCAACAGCCAACCAUCCAUGCCAGCUAGCCUGCCCAGUGGCAAGGCAUGAUGGGAGUUGUAGUCCAAAAAUGUUUGGAGGCCAGCUUGGGAAAAGCUGUCUUUAAUAUGAAUAUGUGUGUUCUCAUUUUGUGUUCCUUGACCCCAACGCUUAAGGCUGUGCAAUUUUCAGGAACCCCCCCCCAUUCCAGACAGAUUCCCCCCACCCUCAAAGAAUUCUGGGCAAUGUAGUUUUCCCUUCACAGAAUUAGUCUUCCCAACAACCCUGCACAAACCACAGGGCCCAGGAUUCUCUGAGGGGACAGUGCGGGCGCCCCGCUUCUCCUCAUUGGCUCACCCCACAACUCCUCCCCGUUUGUAUUCCUGACAGGAGAAAGCCCCUUAUCGAAGGCUCCGCUUCCCUCGGGAUGAAGGCCAGCUCUGGCCUGGGAAGGGGCAGGUCGCGGCGGGUGGUUUAUGUGAACAGUUUCGGCAGCCACCGCUGCGGCAACGUGAUUCGUUAUGGCGGCGGCGGCCACCUGAGGGACCCAGAGGCGUCCAGCCUCUCGGGCGCGUCUCUCGCUGCCGCGCUCUCGGGCAGAAGAGGCUCUCGGGGUGCAGCCGAUCCCUCCGGGGAACGAGGGAGCCCCUGCUUGGGGCUGAAAGCCCCUGGCGAGGCGAGAGCGAAGGGGGUCGGGAGAGGCUGGGAGGAAGGAGGCGAGGCGAAGAGGCCUAGAGCCGAGAGGCUGGUUGGGGUCAAGCCACCGCCGUCGCCACGCGAAGGGCGGAGCAGCAAGGCGGAGGCGGCGGCGGCGGCGGCGGCGGCGGCUGCCAACUCCACAGACUCCGACGGCCAGGAAGAAGCGGGUACGAGCAGAGCGCAGGGCAGAGGCCGGGUGUCCUCGCCGGUAUUGCCUCGUGGUGUUAAUGGGGAGGGUUGGCAAUCAGUGCCGGAUUUACGUAUAAGCUAAACAAGCUAUAGCUUACAGCCCCACUCUCUUUCCCCUCCCCCCAAUUUCACUAUUAACAUACUUCUUAAUUGUAUUUAAGUUCAACAAUUACUUCGAUAAAUUACAUAUUUUGUUAUGAGCAAAUGGCUUUAGAUACCUAGUAAAGCUAAAGGGACCCCUGACCAUUAGGUCCAGUCGUGACUGACUCUGGGGUUGCGGCACUCAUCUCGCUUUAUUGGCCGAGGGAGCCGGCAUACAGCUUCCGGGUCAUGUGGCCAGCAUGACUAAGCCGUUUCUGGCGAACCAGAGCAGUGCACGGAAACGCUGUUUACCUUCCCACCGCAGUGGUACCUAUUUAUCUACUUGCACUUUGACGUGCUGUCUAACUGCUAGGUUGGCAGGAGCAGGGACUGAGCAACGGGAGCUCACCCCGUUGCGGGGAUUCGAACCGCCAACCUUCUGAUCGGCAAGUCCUAGGCUCUAUGGUUUAACCCACAGCGUCACCCACGUCCCUAGAUACCUAUUAGGUGCAUAAAUUACCAUAUAGCAUAUAUUCAACACAAAAAACAGCGACAAUUUGUAGUUAACAAAGGACAGCUGGACAUAUAAAGGACCGCAUUACCUUCAGUAGCUUAGGGCCUCAUCAAACCUAAAUCUGGCCCUGUUUGCAAUACUUGCAUAUCCCCUUCCAUGGUAGUUCUGCCUUGGGGUGGUGAGGGUCUCGCAAUAAUCCGGAGGAAGGAACUGGUGGGCGGAAUCAUUUCUUGUCCAUUUUGAAUGUGGGAUUUCCCCUUGCAUAGGAUUGUGCUCCCUUGAGGAGUGGGAAGUAGUUCUGCUGACUAAGAAGCUGGGCCUCCCUUUUCAUUUUAUUUCUAACAGCUUGCAAUACCAAGCCUUGCCCCGUUAAAAUAAAUAGAGAGACAGCAACCUCCUGGCCCUCAGGUUUUUGUUUUUUUAAAAGUUUCUUCAUGUGUCAAUGCAAGACUGGUUGCCAGUUUGUUGUCAGGCCCGUUUCAAGAUGCAUUUAAACACAUUAGUGUCUAAAUGACUUAGGCCCCAAAUAUCCAAAAGAACGCUCCAUUCCUGCCAACCUGAGUUGUUAAGAUCUGCAGAGGGGGCUCCUUUGGUAGUUUUACUAGCCUGUGGAUAACGAGCUUUCUCUGUGACAGUACCUAACUUGUGGAACUCACUGCAGAGGUUUUCCUCCAACAUCUUCAUUUUACAGCUAUGAAGCCUUCUCUGUAUGUUGAAGAUCCAUCCCCUACUCUGACCUUUGACAGGUUGUUGGUUUUUUUUGGUGGGGGGCGGAUCUGGCUCUGGCUGAUUUUAUAGAUUUCCAUUUGGAAUGGCUUUACAGUGGUGCCUCACAAGACGAAAUUAAUCCAUUCCGCGAGUCUCUUCGUCUUGCGGUUUUUUUGUCUUGCAAAGCACGGCUAUUAGUGGCUUAGCGGCUUAGCGGCUAUUAACGGCUAUUAACGGCUUAGCGGCUUUAAGAAAAAGGAAACAAACUCGCAAGACGUUUCGUCUUGCGAAGCAAGCCCAUAGGGAAAUUCGUCUUGCGGAACGACUCAAAAAACGCAAAACCCUUUCGUCUAGCGAGGCAUUCGUCUUGCGAGGCAUUCGUCUUGCGAGGCAUUCGUCUUGCGGGGCACCACUGUACAUCUUUACAUAAAUGUAAUUUUAAUGGUUUUGUCUGUUUUUAUAACUAUAUUAUAUUAUUAUAGCCUGCCUUUGGACCUUAAGGUGAAAGAAGGGGGGAAAGCUUUUAUAAAUAAAUAAAUAAAUAAAUAAAUAGACAGACAAACAAACAAACAAACACAAGGGCCAGAAACUAGUAUGACUUUCCUUGUUUACACAAUUUUUUUCAACAGGACUCUUGUCUCCAUCUGGUGCAUUUAAUAUGUUCCUCUUGUCACCGUAACACUAGCAGGAGAACCUGCACCUGCUGAAAUUCUCCCUGAGAAAUACAUGUAUUCAAUCUUACUGACUCUACACACUCCAAUUCAAUUUGGUUUAAAUUUAUUUCUAAAAUCAUGGAUGGCAUUCAGCAUCAAGCUAUGACGUCACUGCAAGCAUAUCUGCUUGCCAGAUGGAACAGUCUCCCAUCUCUUUCCCCGUGCAUUGUUCUGAGGGUUUUCCCCGACCCUCUAGAACAGAUUUGGGGAAGACUUGAUGUACUAGGCUAGUAGUCUUAGUCAAUCAUUUCACUGUUAAGGAGUAUAUCGUGAUUUAAAUUAAUUAUUUUUCAGAACGUAAUACAAUGUCUACAAAUGCUGGAAAAUCAUUCACUUAUAAAAAUUUAAUUGUUUGAGAUAUAUAUAUCCCCUCAGAAAUAGUUUCCAUUAAGUUCAUUGGGGCUUGCUCCCAGGUAAGCAGAUAUAGGAUUGCAGCAACUUUAUUUGCAUACAGGGGCGUCUUGCCCAUAGAGGCAAGUGGUGCGGGGUGCCAGGGUGCCACGUUCUGGAGGGCGUCAGGGAAGAGGCAGGCUGGACGCAGCACUUCCCGGCAUCAGCUCGCCGCCCUUGCCCGCCUUGCUGAAGCAGUGCCAUGCUCGGAGCCUCCGCCUCUUCCCCACCGGAGGAGCCACCCUCCAGCCGCUGCCUGCCUCCUCCAGCCCCACAAAGCUGCCGGCAGCGCAGUAAAAAGGUUGGCAACUCUGGGAAACCGGGGGGGGGGGGCGGCGCUGGAGGGAUCUUUGCACCACCGCGCUGGAUAUACUUAAGAUGGCCCUGUUUGCAUAGUCCUGCAGGUAGGAGGGCAAACCCAUCCAAAGAUUCCCUCCAUCCCCUGAAGAACAAGAACCUUAACGGUAGUUCUAAUGAUAUUUUUCAGCACAUCUAAAGACAUUAGAAACCCUCCCCCCAUUUGUACUGCAGUAAAAAGCCUUUCUCACAGCAGCAGCAGGAAACAUAUUGAAUUCUUCCCCCUGCCCCCAGUUCUGAUUGCCAUCUUGCCUUCGUUUCCAGCUACUAUCUGAAGAACAAGAUGAGCUUCGUAAUGCAGCAUUAUGCUGUACCCUCUGCAAGGCUGACAUUCAUGCUUUGAAGUGAUAUGAAAUAUUGAUCUUUCAAAGUGGUUUGUGAGAGAUUGGCUCCUAUACUUGCACCAUGAUUGCAAGGGAAGGUGGGGGAAAAUAAGAUUUUAAUUAGAGCUACAUGAUCUGAUUUAAAUCUGUGAUGUCUCACAGCCACAUGUUAGCAGUUUGAUAUUAGUAGCUGAAACAAACACAGUGGCAAAUAAAAUCCAACUCUUUUAAUAGGUGGCUGCAAGGAAACUCAAGGAGAUGCAUUUGAAUUUCCUCCUUCCUGGGAAGUUGAUAACAGUGAGAUCAGGCAUCAAAAGAAAGAGGUAGAACAUCAGCACAAUGGCACUAGAAAUAAAAAAUGAAGAUGCUUUGCAGUCUGUUCCAGAACUGGUUAGCCAUUACAGCAUUCUUUGAAGCUGUCCCCUACCCAAUUGGGCCCUGCUAAGGUGUAAUAUGAGAGUGGUUCUCUAUGGAGGAUGAGGCUUUAUUGUGCUAUACACUGAGUGUUGCUUCAGAAGAGGAUAAUAUGUUAAGAAAGCAGAUUAUGUUCUCAGUUGUGGGUGAAUUUAAAAUAACUGAAGAGAGUGAUAAGAUGAAGAAGAGAGUGAUAAGAUGUCAGGGUUUAAGAUUGCCUAGAAAUUAUUUUGGUGAAUUGGAAGUGCCUUUCUCUAAUCCCAGAUGUGAUUAAUUAGCAGUGAAGGGAAAGUACUCUGCCCAUGCUCAACAGCACUCAUGUCCCAUUUCUCAUGUUGAGGAAUUACGCCCAGGCACUAAAAACAGUUGGGUGGGUGGGACUAAGAUCAGGCUCAAAUUAAGCACAUGUUUCUCUUGUCCUAUUGUAGCAUAUUUCUUUGAUUGUGGGGUGAAAUGAAGGGGUGGGGUUGGGGAGAGACACUCAUGAUUUUAUAUGCAUGUUUGACUUGUUUUUCCCGGUCUACCACUACCAUGUGGCCCCUUGAAGGUUGGUCUUGUGGGAAUGUGACUCUUGGGUUGAAAAAUGUUCCCCACCUCUGGAAUAAAGGGGGGUGGAAUGUGAAAGUUGGAUUAAAUGACAAUUAAAUGCAAAAUGUACAGUCUGACAUUUUGGUUGAGUCUAACUGUAUACCAAAUAAGCACAGCGACUAUUCACAGCAGCUGUAACGGCUGAUUACACAAUCAGUUUUAUAUCCAUUCACCCUGACCCACAGAUUCUCACAUGUAGCAGUGGGAUGCCUGUCAUUAUGCAUGAUAAUCUCCAUAUGAUCAUCUGAUACGGUGAUAGUUGGUGCAGUUUUGCUGAGGAGGGCAAGAUUCUAGAAGGGCAAGUAUGUUUAGAAAAGAAGGAUCAGCUUUAAAAGUUUGGAAAAUACAAUGGUCAUCCAAUUUUUUAAUUAUAAAUUUAUAUCCCACCUUUCCUCCCAAAGGAUGGGAAGCAAUAUAUAAGGAUAUAUUGAUUGGAAAAGAGACUAGAGUCUAUAUUAGUAGAAAGCCACAUUUCAUUCUGUAUCAUAAAUGCAAUUCUGUGCUCUCUGAAAAGUUCACCUAGUGCCUGAGGAUAAAACCAGACAUGUUUGUUAAAUUGACAACUGAUUAAUAGUUUUAUUAUGUGUAAAGUAAUCAACUCAGAUUUAAUUUAUUCAAAUGUCACUGAUCCAUGAUUUAAAAUAAUGAGGAAAACUACUUCCUUCAAAGGAAUAUUUUAACAUCUUGUUAUAUGGUUUAUCUAUUCAAUAUUUUGCAAGAAGGACAAGGAUUUUGCCUUAUAAUUCACCAUUAGAAGUAAGGCUAACUCAUAGUCUCUCUUAUUAUCAUUAGGCUUCUGCCACUUUCAUUGAUGUGAUUCGAACUGUGUAAUUGAAUGUAUCACAGAGUAGUAAUUUUAACUGUGUUAGCAUCAUGUUUUUGAAUGUACAUGAAUUACAUUUUCAGCUUGAUGUCAGUGCCAGUUUCUACUUUAGUUGUAUUGGUUAUAAGAAGUGUUGUGUUUUACCACUAUGGGCUGAUUUAUGAGCAUUAUUCUUAACAUGUACACACAAUGCACAUGUUAAACUGUGAAGGAGGCAAACACAUUUCAUUUGGAACGUAUACCCAUGUGCCUAGAAGCACCAGGGGCUCUUUGUGAAAUAUACACAUACGUAUGAAAUAAUGUGUGUGACUGUGAGACUAUAUAUAUAUAUAUAAUCUGUCUAUGCCUGUGGCUGCUUGUUAAACAAUCUGCUGCUUCAUGUGAGAAGGUGCUGCACAGUCCAUACCACCUUCUGUGAUCUGUAUGCACAAACUUUUUUCAUGCAAAAUCUUCCAUCUCAUUAAAUUCAAAAAACCCCCACUGUUAAAUAAAUACAAGUUCUGGCAUGAUUUGUCUACAUACAAUAUUUUUGUUGACUGCUUCCCCCUGGUAUGGCACAUACCAUUGAUUAUGGAUCCUUUCUCUCUUAUUCCUUUGCUGCUCUGCAGCUUGACACAGAUAAUUUUGUGUGACAUUUUAGUAGAAGCCAAACUAUGCUAUGUCAUUCGGGCUGUGUAUUUGCUGCCUCCAGAGAGUUCAAGGUGAUGUAAAUGGGAUUCUCUCUUUGUCCUUGCUACAACCUGGUGGGCUUGGUUAGUGAGAGAGUGACUAGCCCAAGAGUCUUUCCUCAAUAGGGAGCUGAACUUGAAUCUCAUGCUCCUAGUCAAAACUUACAGCCCAAUAUUACACUCUCUUUUUACAGUCCUGGAGCCCUGCUAUUCAAGAAUUCUGUUUUGUGGUUCCCUUUCCUCCUCUUUUUUUUUUUUUUUUUUUGCAAACAGCAUCACAUGUACAUGCAUGCAAGGGAUGCAAUUGAACAACUCCAACAUUUACUAAGGGGAAAAACCUUUCUGUUGAAAUUCUGAAAGAGGAAGCAAAUAUAAAUAGGAAAUAUGCAAAGAUUGGUACUGGGGAAAAAAGAAAGUGGGAGUGAAAUGCAAACAAGAAUACUGACCUGGAAGGUUAGCAGACAACACAGAUACAGUCAAUAUUGAAAUGUCAAUACUGUCUGUGUUAUUGCUAAUCCAUGAUGUAAAAGCUGGUUCUAAAUAGCUCUGGAAAAUACUGUUAGGAAAGAGGUUUGCUUCAUGGAGGGACAAAGAUGAGUCUUUUAUCACUCAGAUACUAGACUUAUAACAACACCACACCAGAAGAUACAAUUCUUAGUGAUCAGCAGGUAUAGCUUUGACUAUACCUACUGGGGGGCGGGGAACCGGAUUUGGAGGUGCUAGCUCAUAAGUAACACCAAAAAGUGAAAUAAUGCAUUUUUAGGGCUAGACCUUUUAAAAUAAAAGACAAUAAUGUUUAAGGCCAGUCAUUUAACAAUGUAAAUAAACAGGCACUUGUGUUAUCUCUUCUCACAUUUUAAAAACACUUAUCAAUAGGUAAGGCAUUGUUGUUCUGUUGACAUACCUCACAUAUCUCUAUUUCUAGUCCACAGUCUGGCUUGGAGUGUGUAAAGUAAUUUCUAAAAUGAUGGAAGAAAAUGGACACUUUAGAAGCAGAUUGCUGCUCUGUAGCAAACUUCCAAGUGAAGGUAGGUAAGAAGUAAGCUUGUGGUACUCUUGACUCCAUUACUAUGCCCAGAGUGGAAAGUUCUGGUGAUAUCCAGGCAUAUAUUUCACCAGUAUCAUCUGGUAAGAUGGACUUUACAUUCUGUCAUGCUAAAUAACAUCCACUCCUUUGUUUCCUUGGGAUCUGAAAACUGUGGCCCUAAUCUAACUAAAGUUAGUUGGGCUUAAUGCCCCUGAAAUAAAAAGGAGAAGGUGGUCAUGAAUGAUUGAGUUUCCACUGAUUUGAAUGAGACUUGAAGCAGAAAUAAGUUUAGUUGGAUAGGGUUCUAAUUUGAAUUGUUUCAUGAGAGGCUCCCUAUGAAAAGUGCUGUGGUGCUGCAGUGAGCUAAUACAGGACACAGUGGCUUUCUUCCAAGGAGAGCUCACAAUGAAGUACUUUGGGAGCAGAUUGCACACGUGCUUCAGAAUAUUUCCAGGCUUCCUCUAAUCUUGCAGGCAGAACUCAAACCAACAGUUUGGACAGAGAAAGCCCUAACUGCCUCAGGCUUGCAUAGGCACUAGUGCCCCAAUACCAUCCAUAAAUUAUAUUUGAAUAUAAGAGAUAGAUACCACUUAUUCUCAGUACCUAUUCCACAUUUAUAAAACACUUCUGGAUAUUUAUCAGAAUAAUUGUCUGGAAGUAGUAUUUUACGUGUGUUCUGACAUGUGGUGACCGAGGUUUACCUUCUGUAUUCAUUUUAUAUUGCUUUAAAUAACAAUGUCACUCCUUUUGUUUGGAGCCUCUGGGAUGGUGUUGAGGGCAGAAUUUACAGUUAAACUUCCCUAGCAAAAGAGAUACUUGCUACUUUUCCAGGAUUAAACUAGCUAUCACAGCUGACACCAUCUACCUCUCCUUUCCAUACUUUCAUUUUACAAUGCUAUGAAUGAGAGAUGAACAAACUUCAAGAAGGAAUGGGAAAAUUUUAUUUAGGAGACCACUGUAAGCAGAUGAAAACAUUAGCAGGAUUUUAACAACACUUGUAAUGUAACAAAUAUUAUGGACAAUAUGGAAAGAUACAAAAUAUGGAUGAUGAAAUAUUAUGCAGUUGAAAAUGUUGACAAUAGGACCCGUGGAGGGGAGGGUGGGAAGUCUGGAGAUUCAGAGAAAUCUCUAUAUAUGGUUAUGUAUUUGGCAUUGUUAUAACCUUUCACUUGUAAAAUCAAAUAAUUUUUUUUUUUUAAAGAGAGAUGCACAAAGAUGCUGCCAUACUCGUUUGAUACAAAAUCUAUCAUGAAAAUGAGUUUCUUCUGUAAAAUUAGAAGAUGACUGCCUAUAAUAUAUGAGUAUUACAUAAAUAAGUGAGUUUCCAAUGAAUGCUGGCUAUGACUUACACUAAUAUAAUAUUAGAAUAUUUGUGGCCUAAUUGAGGCCUGGAUGCAAAUGAAUGAUGAAUGGAUGGAUGGAAAUGAAGCAUGAAUUAAAACUGACAUUCUAUUGAUGCAGUUUCCAUUAGAGCUUUGUAGCUGCUGCACAAUUCAAAGUAACACAAUAUUAUGCUUACAAUCAUAAUUGGAAUUUCUGGCUUCACAGUUUAAUUAGUUUUAGGAAACAGAUUUACCAAUCCAUUAAGUGUUAUGUGUUAAAUUUAAAGUGACAUAUCCUAGUUUGUCUGCUGAGCUUACAUUAAUGUCAAUAGAGGUCUGCAAACUAUGUGAGUAUAGAAUAUGCAUUGGUAUUUGGAAAUAACCAUUGGUAGUUUCUGUUAGCAAUCUUUUGUAUUUCCUUUUGUUGUUCACAUUCCAUAUAACUCCAAAUAGCCAAACUUAAAUUAGCUAGAAUUUCUAAUUAUCUAUUCGGAAAGUCCAAUAUUGUAGACUGGUUUCAGCUAUAGUAGCACGGUUUCAAUUACAGUAGCAUAAACAUUGACAGUACCAUGACAGUGAUUUUGUGCUAAUGCAGACACUUACUUCCAAGUAAAAAUACAUAAAUUUUACUGUAAGUCACUCUGUGUUCAAUGGGGCUUUCUCCAGAUAAGUGUGUAUAGGAUUGCUGCUUCACUAUAGGAUUAGGGUAUUAAACCAGUAUCUUAAUUUCCUCCAAUGAGCUCAGGUAAGUAGUCAAAAUUCAACAAGCCGUUUAGAAUAUUAGUAAUAGGUACUUGUGCCCCACUCCUAGACUGAAAGCAAAUCCCAUGGUUUUGAGUGGCACUUCCAAUUCCUAUGUGUGUUUACAACUCAUUGAACUCCACAGAGUUCACUUCUAAGUAAUCGACCAAUUUUACUCAGAGUAGGCCUGUUGAAAUGAAUGGAUUCAACUUAAUCAUGUUCAUUAAUUACAGUGGGUCUAUUCAAAGUAAAACUUAGUUGAAUACCACCCAGUGGAAUUUACUCCAGGUAAGUGUGUAUCAAAUUAAACUAUGUCCAGUGGGGCUUUUUGGUGGAUUUCACUCUCUGAAUGUCAUAUUAUUUAUAUGUCCCCUCUCUGUUCCUGUAUUCCCAAACCACUGCAAUACCUGUAUGCAAGCAGAGGAACUAAUUUGUGGUCUUCGUGACUGAGGUUCUGUUUGCCCGGUUUACAGCUGCUGCAGCAGCUGUGAUUCAUAAUACUUGAGGUUCCCCUACAGCCUUUUUCUGCCUUGCUCUCUCACUAAAUUACAAAAAAGAGUUAUAGGGUUUUCCAGAGCAUUUGUGUUUUAUUUAAAAACAAAAGAAAGCCCAAAGCUAACUUUCUGUCUUGACAGAUAUGAAUCACUUAAAAAUGCAUCCCUCUUCCACUGGCUUUGACAGUAGUAAGUGUGGCCUAGUUGAGAGCUUUGAUUGUACACCAGGAGGAAGGAAUGGACAUUGGUAUUUUUUUCCCUUACUUGUGUUUUCUGAUGCCCAUUGUUGUUAUCAUCCAUUAGAAAUUACAUAGUGGCAAUAAUCUUUGGCUAUAAUUUGCUUCUUUUUGAAAGGCACCAUUAUGUUACCCUCAGUGCUAAUUGUAGUUCAUUUUUGCAGAGCUUUAAUAGUGGCUCACUUAUUAAACUCUAUUUAGCUGAAAGCACUUGAUUUGAAUGCCUUCUUUCUAAUUAGCAGAUUUUGCACAAUAUUGCACUAAGGAGAUAAGUCUCCUAUUGAUCUGAAUUCUUUAUCAGAUAAGUAGUAAAAAUACAUUGGAGUAAUCACAGUAGGACUGCAAAUGCAGAACAACAUGUCUGAAUCAAGAAGCCUCUGUUUUGCACCAAACAGUUAUUGUUUUGCACUUUUGUUUAUAUAGUAAAAGCAAGAUUAUUAAUGCCACAUUUUGCUAUUUCUGUAAAUUGUUUUCUUUAAAGGUGAUUAUUGCAAUUUUAAUACCAUAGAUUGCUUCAGAUGAAAUGUAAUGAGAGUUCCAAUACAAAUGAAAGCGAUAUAUUUGUUCUCAUGAAAUUCUUCCACAGGCAGAGAUGUAAAUGGGAAUGUACAAAAUGAGACUUCCUGCAUUGACACUGUAAGUAAAACUCUGCUUCAGUUACAUAAUGGUGAUAGAAAAUUAUUUAAUAAGGGCUACACUUUCACAGAGAGGUAAGCAAAAGUUGUAGAAUCAGAGAUGACAAUGGACCGUAUACUUCAUAUAUUUAGCAUUGCAAAUGUUGAUGCUCUUUUUGGAAUGUUUCAGUUAACUGUGGUAAAAUUCUGUGAGAGUUAAUUUAUCAUUCCAAGUGACAUGCAUAUCAUCAACUUAUCUCAGGUAUAUAUAUAUGAGAGGCAUUUUGAUGGUGAAUUGUCUAGAGGUGGCCCAUGAGAAGCUUUGCUUAUUGGUAGGAAGAGCAUAUUUAUGUUUUGUAAACUAUCUCAGUCAUGGAUAUAUCUUACCGUGCAAUGGCAAAAGCCAUACAGAAUUUACAUUGUUUACUAUAUUUCUUUGGUCUACUGCCAAGACAAAUUUUUUUUCACCUAGAUACUUUGCAGGUUUUGGAGCUAAAUAUUUUCAAAUGCUUGUAAGCUGUGGUAUCAACAUGAUUUAAAAACAAUAGAAUUAAGUCUAAGGGCAGUAUUCAGCUAUGUUUCACUCAGAGUAGACCCAUGUAAACUAAUGAGCAUGAAUAAGUUAGAUCCUAGUUGAAUACCAACCCAAGAAAUAUUGAGUGGAAUUCAACAUAUUACUAAGGUGAUUGUUCUUUCAGAACAAGGAUUUGUACUUGCCCAGAGGAAUGCUCUUCUGGGGAAUCUUGUAACCCUCAACAGCAGGUGUGGGGAGGAGACAGGGGAAACCCCCAUUGCACUAGGGGCAUCCUUGUGUUGGCUUCUGCUAAUGGAAUGAGGUAUUUGAUUUUAGUCCAAAUUUUUGGGUUGAUAUGGGAUCCAAAUCAGGAGAAUAGUCCCUGCUCAUAGAAUUCUGUGGAAGGAAAAUGUUUCUGGUAGGAUCUAACUCUUAACAUGUAGGAAAUAUUGGAUAUUACAUUUCCCACACCUCAUCUAUGGAUGCACUAUGGUUUGACUAUGCUGAAGUUCUUCCUUAAUUUGCUCUAUAUUGUAAUUUCAUCAGGAACCAUCCUAAGAGCUGAUGGUUGACAGAACAAAGGAGCCUUCUGUCUAUUUGCCCAUCUCAUCUGGUCAGGCAAACUUAACUAGAAACGGCAGUACAGAAACUCCUGAAGUUGUCUAGGCAUUGAGCAAUUAAGCAGCUGCUUUGCAAAGCAGACUUCUUCCAAAGAUAACUAUUCCAUAAGCCUGUUUAUUGUAAACAAGAGAUUCAUAACCAAAGGUUUUUUUAAUCUCCCUUUUCCAUUAGGAUGAAACCAUUUUUGGAUGGGUGUAGGAAACAAAGCAACAAGGAAAUGAAGAUUUACUUCAGGUUUUGCAUUUUAGCUGUUUUCCAGUAAUCCUUUAACUAUACUGGAGAAACAGAUUCUUGGUGUCAGAGGUACUGGAAUACAAAUACUAGACAUGUUAUGUGGAACAAUUUAUGUGUUUUUCAUGUAAUAGGUUAAUUGUAAUGUAAGUUUGAUUUUGUUUAAAUGUGAUUAAGCAAAUCAGCUUUGCACUUGGGUUUAGGUAUUCAUAAAGGAAUACAAUGCAGUAUGAUUACAAUACAAUAUAAUAUUUUUAAUGUUGAUUUUAUGUGUAUGUACUGUACUAAUCAACUUCUCAGAAUAAAGUAUGGAUCUAUGAAGUAAA
Messenger RNA from Podarcis lilfordi (Lilford's wall lizard), 12872 nucleotides. The record is from the annotation of a GenBank genome assembly. Lineage: Eukaryota; Metazoa; Chordata; Lepidosauria; Squamata; Lacertidae.